Lycium ferocissimum is the source of this 1893-nucleotide messenger RNA. RefSeq names its product cytochrome P450 CYP72A219-like. The transcript is spliced from 5 exons. Bases 22 to 1656 code for a protein of 544 amino acids. Gene Ontology annotation, molecular function: iron ion binding; monooxygenase activity; heme binding. NCBI's taxonomy places the organism in Eukaryota, Viridiplantae, Streptophyta, Magnoliopsida, Solanales, Solanaceae. The record is from RefSeq and is a predicted model, not a curated record.
GGCCAUAUUUCACCACGCCUCAUGCCUUUAGCUAAAUUCUUGUGCAUAUGUAUGAAGUAUGACAGUUUAUAUAACGCAUUAAAUCCCUUAGGGGAAAAUAAAGUAAUGGAGAUUGUUUACUACUUAGUCUUAUUUUUAUUUGGAGUUACUUUCGUAAUAUAUGCAUGGAGAUUGUUGAAUUGGGCAUGGUUUAGGCCAAGGAAACUGGAGAAGUGCUUAAGAAAACAGGGUCUCAAAGGGAACUCUUACAAAUUAAUAUUUGGAGACCUCAAAGAGUUGUCCAAAAGUAUACAAGAUGCUAAGUCCAAACCAUUGAAUGUCUCUGAUGAUGACAUUGCACACAGAAUUCUUCCUUAUUUCGUUGAAACAAUCAAGAAAUACGGUAAAAACUGUUUUAUGUGGGUUGGACCGAAGCCUAUGGUAAUUGUAAGGGACCCUAAGGUAAUAAGGGAUGUGUUUACUAAACAUCCUGUCUAUCAAAAGCCAAAAUCAACUCCCCUGACCAGGUUGCUAGCACAAGGAGUUGCAAGCUACGAAGAGGAUAAAUGGGCAAAGCACAGAAAAAUCCUCAAUCCUGCUUUCCAUAUGGAGAAGAUAAAGCAUAUGCUUCCAGCGUUUCAUUUGAGUUGCAGUGAGAUGGUGAGCCAAUGGGAGGAGGCUGUCUCAGUUAAAGGAUUCUGCGAAGUCGAUAUAUGGCCUUUCCUUCAAAGAUUGAGUAGUGAAGCGAUUUCUCGCACAGCCUUUGGGAGCAAUUAUGAAGAAGGGCGAAAGAUAUUUGAGCUUCAAAAGGAACAAGCUGAGCAUGUCAUUGAAGUUUCUCGCACGUUAUAUAUUCCAGGAUGGAGGUUUUUGCCAACUAAGAGAAAUAGAAGGAUGAAGGAGAUUGAAAAAGAAGUUCAAGCAACAAUUAGGGGAAUCAUUGAUAAAAGAGUGAAGGCAAUGAAAGCAGGGGAGGCCAAUACUGGUGACUUAUUAGGCAUAUUGUUGGAAUCCAACUUAAAGGAAAUUGAACAACAUGAUAACAAGGAUUUUGGUAUGACUAUUAAAGAGGUCAUUGAGGAGUGUAAAUUGUUCUAUUUUGCUGGGCAAGAGACCACCUCUGUUUUGCUUGUAUGGACUAUGGUUUUGUUAAGCAGGUAUCCAGACUGGCAAGCUCGUGCUAGAGAAGAGGUUUUGCAAGUGUUUGGUGAUGGCAUGCCAGAAUUUGAGGGACUAAAUCGCUUGAAAAUUGUGACAAUGAUUUUAAACGAGUCCUUAAGGCUAUAUCCACCGGUUGGAGCGCUUAAUCGAAAGAUUACGACCAAUACAAAGCUAGGGGAACUAAGUUUACCAGCUGAAGUGAUGCUUUUAUUGCCAAUAAUUAUAGUGCAUCAUGACAAGGAAGUAUGGGGCAAAGACGCAAAAGAGUUCAAGCCAGAGAGAUUUAGUGAAGGCGUUUCAAAGGCAACAAAGGGCCAAAUGACGUUUUUCCCAUUUGGCGCAGGACCUAGAAUAUGCAUUGGACUAAACUUUGCAAUGAUAGAAGCAAAGAUGGCUUUGGCUAUGAUUCUGCAACACUUCUCCUUCGAGCUAUCUCCUUCUUACACACAUGCUCCGCAGUCUGCAAUAACAAUGCAACCCCAAUACGGAGCUUCUCUUAUAUUGCACAGGUUGUAAGUGUAGGGACUUGCAUGAAUUUCCUUAGUGGAUGAAUAACUAUGUUAAGCAAGCAUAAGUUGAAAUAUUUUGCAGCUCUUGCCUCUGCUUUCUUGCUAUCAUAGGCUAGAUUAUUCGAUUACGUUAUUGUUUAUGUGGAAAACUCCCUUUACGGAUACCAAGGAGAAGUAUGAAUAAGACAAAUAGGACACUGCUCUUCACCUGUAGUAACAACAUCAAUGUUAAAGAAUUUUCCUA